GUAUUUCGUGUCGAACUGUCCAAUUGUGGUGCAUAUCACACGUGUAAAGCUUGUCUGGAGGCACGUGAUCCGUAUUGUGGUUGGUGCAUUGCCGAAGGUCGUUGCGCACGGAUGGAUCAGUGUCAAGUUCCCCAGCUUGAUCUGUUUACUCAGAAUCGGGCCAAACGUCGACAGCAAAGGAAACGAGAAAGCUCCGGGAUGAAACAACAACAACAACAACACCCGGAAUAUUGUUCGAAUAAGUUCACACCGGGCUACGCACUUCAAUCACCCAUUUCAUCAUGGUUACCCUAUACCAGUUCGAUAUCCAUGUGUCCUACAAUUCGUGAAAUUUCCCCACCCGGUAUACUGGGACGUUCUGUCGCAAGUCCCCAAUUCGGUCAACCCUAUUCGACUAUGAAUCCGAUCUCAUCGGUGGUUCUUCGUCCAGACGAUAGUCUAGCCAAUGACCCUCGGUUUCGUGCGUUCGCGUUCAACGAAUCCAGUUCACAUUGGCCUCCGGGUAGCGUUCCAUUUGAACCGCGUCAGCUGGUCUGCGCGUUCCGAGCCGCACCGGACAGUUGGACGCGGUCUUCUCCAUCACUACUUUCCGGUUUGUGGUUACCCGCGGAGCAGACACAUUCACUCCUAGUCAACAUUCGACCGGGACCGGUGUUGGCCACCAGUCCAGCUCGUCCGGUAUUCAGUCCAAACGGCACUUUGGAGGUACACUGCGAACCCCCUCUGAUUCAUAAAUUACCCUCAUUGCCCAAGAGACAAGCUGCAUUUCUGCUAAUUCUGUGGCUCGAUUGGUUCACACCGACCGGGAACAAAAAUAAUGGUGCCAAGCGUGAUUCGUACUCUUCCAUUGCCCCCGGCCUGUUUGCCAUUUAUGACUGUGCUCAACUGUCCGAUUGUCGUGCUUGUACUCAAAGCCGUUUCAGUUGCGCUUGGUGUCUCCUGGACGAUCGCUGUGUACCCCGUCCGCCUGGGGUGCAUGAUGUGACACACUCGUGUUCCGGGUCGAAUACUGUUUUUUCGGGUACCACUACUCUGCCCGGUGCGGACGAUGCCGCUCCGCUCAUUGUUGAACCUGGUCAUUUCAAUGAAUGUCCCCGUUUCAAGAAUGACGGCCAACAAAUCACUCUGAUGAGCGGCACUCCCCUAGAUGUGACUUUUCAAGUGUUCAACGUCAAGAUCAAUGUGACCAAAGAGCUCAGCGGUUUGCAUCAUCGUAUCGCUGAUCUCCAACCAGAUCGGGAACGAGAUCGAACUCCAGCCCCGGCGACCGGGAUCAAUUGCAGUCUGAAUCUGUAUUGGCACGGACACGAUUUGCGCAAUCGAGAGGGACAUCGGAUGAUCAAUGAGGAUGAUGUGAAAGUUGAGGUAUACUCGUGUGAAUUAUUGGCCAAACACUGUGACGAAUGCUUGGCUUUACCCACCCGAUUCGGUUGUGGUUGGUGCAUGUGGUCUGUUCCCGGUCAGACUUUGAGCGAUUCCCGAUUCCAGUGCACAAGAAGCAAACAGUGCUUACUCAAACGGCCUGCCGGGAGUUCCACCGGUCAAGUGUUCGCAGACGGAGCUCGAACGAUGUCCUACCGAACGAGAUGGCUCCAAUCGGGAGAUGUGUGUCCUGACCCUCAAAUUCUCUCCAUUGCUUUUAAUCUCAGUGUGAUGAUGCAUUUUUACAUUGAUCUGAUCUAUCUCCGUCCCAAAACGCUUACGAAAAUGGCGAUUGGUUUGGUGAAUUUACCCUAUCGGUUAAAACUGUUCAUCGUGUUUCGCUUGUCAAGGAGCCAUUCACCUCUGCUACUGAUCACUGUUCCAUCCAUGAUCAUGCUCUCCAUGGUUGGCCUGAAGUUAAACUGUGCUUUGCAAACACCCCGAAAUGUGUUGAUUCACAUCACAUGA
This is a messenger RNA of Echinostoma caproni, 1890 nucleotides long. Lineage: Eukaryota; Metazoa; Platyhelminthes; Trematoda; Plagiorchiida; Echinostomatidae. The record is from the annotation of a GenBank genome assembly.